Messenger RNA from Talaromyces proteolyticus, 2793 nucleotides. Its product is annotated as putative transcription initiation factor TFIID subunit. NCBI's taxonomy places the organism in Eukaryota, Fungi, Ascomycota, Eurotiomycetes, Eurotiales, Trichocomaceae. Bases 263 to 2485 code for a protein of 740 amino acids. Gene Ontology annotation, biological process: transcription initiation at RNA polymerase II promoter. The record is from RefSeq and is a predicted model, not a curated record. The transcript is spliced from 6 exons. Gene Ontology annotation, cellular component: transcription factor TFIID complex. Gene Ontology annotation, molecular function: protein binding; RNA polymerase II general transcription initiation factor activity.
UUGUUCUUGGGAGAGAAGCUUCGAAUCACGUGUGCCGGGGAAGUUUCCCACUAGUGCGCCUUCUCUAGUCCUAAAGAAGACUAGCGCAUUAUCAAAAGCCUCCCUGGCCGCUUUCAAGUUUGUAUCCGUGAUACAACUUCCAUCAAUCCAAUCUGAGUGAUAUCAUCCAGGCAUGUCUCAGUCUGCGCGGGAGUACUUCAUUGAAUAAUUUCACACGAUAUUUAAAUCUCUUCAACCGCCGGAGAAACGGCCGACAAGCGCCAUGUCUGCGCCCGGUGGUGGUGCUCCAAGCCCUGCUCCUCGCAGCGGUAGCAUUGGCCCGAAUACCUCCAUGCAGCCACUACCUCCUCAGCAGCCCAUGGCUGCUAAUCCUCCUGUAGUGCAUACGCCAACAACUCCGGGGCCUUCAGGACCCCCCCCGGUGUCUCAGCAGAAUCUUAAUCAAAUUGUCAUUGACUACCUGGCCAAAAAAGGCUACACCAGAACGGAGGCAAUGCUUCGUAUGGAGUCAGCCAGUCAAGAAAUAGAUGGCCGAUCUUUACCCCAGUCUAACGAGAAUCAACGGCCCAAGUACCAAGCUGGUUUUGAUCUUUUAAAGGUUUGGAUUGAAGAUAAUCUUGAUCUGUACAAGCCCGAACUUCGACGUGUUCUUUGGCCUUUAUUUGUGUAUUCCUUCUUGGAUUUGGCGACAGCUUUAUAUCCACAAGAGGCAAAGCAGUAUUUUGAAACGAAUAACAAUCUCUUUCUUCCCGAACAUGCAGAGGAUAUACGCACACUGUCAAAAAUUACUUUGCCCGAACAUGUUCAAGACAACUCCACUGCCAAAUUAUAUCGCUCCAACAAAUACCGUUUGAUUCUUAGCAACCCUGCAUUUUCAAAUUUAAUGCAAUUCUUAGAGAACAAACAAAAGGAAGGAGGAUCUGUGAUGUCGGCAAUUCUGAGUAGUUAUUGCAAUGUCACCACCAAGGAUCGGGCUUCCGACGACCGUUUUAGCUUCGCGGCUAUGUUGGGUCGUUCUGCGGAGACUCACACAUUCCCUGCGGAGGACGAGGGUAUUCCAGGUCACCACCCUGGAUCGGCCUAUACUGGCGAUAACCCUGCAAUGACAGGAACUCUGCCUAGGCUAAAACUUGGAAAGUUCCCUCCGGAACCCGAACUAGAGAGUGAUGUUCGUGCAGAGCUUGAAGAGGAGGACUCAAAUAAUCCUCCUCCCCCGUAUGAUCAAAUGAUUAAAAAAGAGGAGGAUGAAGAGGCUCCUACGCGGGCAGAAGUCCCAUUUCCGCCAUCUACCGCGCGUGACGUUGCCAUGGAGGUUCAGCGAGUCAAAGAGAAUCGCGAUCGGUUCCGUAUUGAAGGCCGUUCUGGUGGUGUUGGCGUUGCAUGCUCUGUUUGCAUGUUUACAUUCCAUAAUACUCACGAUCGCAUGAUAUGUAUCGACUUCUCUGAUGACAAUAUGCUGGCCGCUGCUGGCUUUGAAGAUUCAUACAUCCGAAUAUGGAGUCUUGAUGGCAAGGCCAUCAGACCCAGCCACGAAGGCGUGGAAGAGAUUACAGGCACUCCUUCUAACUCGAAACGUUUGUUCGGUCAUUCUGGCCCUGUUUAUGCCGUGAAAUUCGCUCCCUCGGCUCCUCGUUCAGAGGGCGAGAUCGCUCCUACCAAUGCACGUUGGCUACUCUCCUCAUCAGCCGAUAAAACUAUUCGACUCUGGUCAUUGGAUUUGUACCAGUGUAUGGUAAUCUAUAAAGGCCACGACCAGCCUGUCUGGGAUCUUAGCUGGGGACCAUAUGGCUAUUACUUUGUAUCUGGAGGACUUGAUAAAACUGCUCGUCUCUGGGCAACCGAUCGGAUUCGUCAACAGCGAAUUUUCGCUGGCCAUGAUCAAGAUGUUGACUGCGUUUGUUUCCAUCCAAAUUCGGCAUACGUCUUUACAGGGAGCUCAGAUCGUACUGUUCGAAUGUGGGCAGUGACUACCGGAAAUGCAGUACGCAUGUUCACUGGCCACACUGGCAACAUCACAGCUCUGGCGUGCAGUCGCAAUGGAAAGUAUCUUGCAUCUGCUGAUGACCAAGGCUCUAUUUUCUUGUGGGAUUUGGCUCCUGGCCGUCUUUUGAAACGUAUGCGUGGUCAUGGAAAGGGCGGUAUCUGGUCACUAGACUGGAGCGUUGAAUCGACUGUGCUGGUAUCUUCUGGUGCUGACAAUACUGUGCGAGUCUGGGACAUUGCGCCUCCAGCACCCGAACCAACAACAAACCAAGCACGACUGACGGCUGAGAAUGGCACGGGCACGAAAAUCGACGCCAAUUCCAGCACUUCCAGCGGCCAACCGUCUGCUUCAGUUGGCCCUGGCAGCAGCAAAAAGAAAGGAAAAGAGAAUGUAGUAACACCUGACCAGAUCAGCGCGUUCCCGACGAAGAAGAGUCCCGUUUACAAGGUCAAAUUCACGAAUAUGAAUCUGAUUAUUGCCGGUGGUGCUUUUCUGCCUUAGAGAAGCGUGGAUUUGAAGAUAAUUUUAUUCACAUGACAUCGGUAUGCGCUACUUGAACCGGCGGCGAUACCCUGGCGUUGGGCACUUGGGCACGGCUUGGAGUUGAAGGUUUCAUUUCCUUUCUCGUUUUAUUUUCAGAUUACUGGUGCUAGGGAGGGAACUAGUAUUAUUUAAAAACAUAUAUGAUAAACUUCGGAACCUGCAGCAGAACCAUUGAAUGAUCUCCUUUGCUCUUACUGAUUAAGCUGUUCUACAUCAACUGGUAAAUAGAACUUUAAACGACCAAUCGAUUGAAUCCUACACCUCAC